UUGAUCCUAUGGAAGGUCAUGUAGAAGAAGUUAUCAGUGAAGCAACAAGAGUUGAACUUUCACAGUUUAUCAAAAGCAUUUGUGCCCUUGUUGAUCUAAAAAGUGGGUGGAACACAUCAACUUGGUCUAUUAUUCAGCAUUCACACUAUGUGCAAGAGGAUGGGUUUAACUGUGGAAUAAUUAUUUGCCUGUUUGCUGAAUAUCUGAGUCAAAAUCUUGACAUAAAUGCAAAGUUUGACAUGAGAAAAGUGAGGCAGCACGUGACUUCAACGAUUAUGGGUUCUUGCUAUGAUGACAUUUAUGAGAGAAAUAGUUUGGUAUGCAAGAUUUGCAAGAUAGAUGAUGGUGAAGACGGGUUGGGAUGUCAUUCAUGUGGGCAGUACUUUCAUGCAAGUUGUCUGAAUGUUGACUUUGGACAAACUCUGACAGAGUACUUUGCUUGCCCAUAAUCAGACAUGACAAUCGUAUAAUAAUACAAAACAUAAAUUGUAAGAUUUAAAAGUGCCGAAUAAAAAAGACUUACCGAUUAGAA
Xenia sp. Carnegie-2017 is the source of this 532-nucleotide messenger RNA. RefSeq lists its product as uncharacterized. The record is from RefSeq and is a predicted model, not a curated record. The transcript has 4 exons. Lineage: Eukaryota; Metazoa; Cnidaria; Anthozoa; Malacalcyonacea; Xeniidae. The coding region runs from base 9 to 449 and encodes 146 amino acids.